AUGCCAAUUCAUGUAGAGUACGCCACUUUUGGCCUUCUAAUGGCCGGAAACUUGGGUAUAGGACUGUAUUUUUCGUUGGUUAAGAGGGCCAGAAUCGCGUCCACUCCCGACGAGGUGUUCCUAGGCGGUCGGACACUGAAGAUGCUUCCGCUGGCCGUGUCCGUACUCGCGUCCAUGAUCUCCGCCAUCGGUGUGAUAGGGUUCAGCGCGCACUACUACGCCUAUGGGUUCCACUACAGCUGGAGCCUGCUGGCAUCUCCGCUGCUCAUACCCGUGGUGGCCGGGGCCAUCAUACCAGUCCUGUACAGGCUAAGGGUUACUUCUGUUUUCCAGUACCUUCGAAUGCGGUACGGAAACAAAGUGGGACUUGCAGCAUGUGCCAUCUAUCUCUUCCUCAGCCAAACCAUCGGAGCAGUUGCACUUUUUUCAGCUUCACUUGCCACUGCGACAGUUUUCAACGUGCCUCUGAUAUGGACGACGAUGGGAAUCGGACUGGCCGGAACAGUAUACACUGCUCUGGGUGGUCUACGCGGCGUCGUUUGGACAGACUGUGUCCAGGCAGUCCUCAUUUUAAUGGCACCCGUCACUGUCAUUGCCAAAGUAAUUUUGGAUUCCUCGCAUAAGGACGUCCAACUAAGACCGCUCAGUGAUUUUGACAUCAAAGAGUUUUCCUUCAGAAUGAACUUGGACUUCACGAGUGAUGAAAACUUCUGGUCCUGCUUCCUGGGACUCUACGUGCACAACCUGUUUCGAGCUGGAAUGGAUCAGACGGUAGUUCAAAGAUAUCUGGCCUCCAGGACCCUGAGGGACGCACAAAGAAUUAUGGUGAUAGGCAUCGCCCUCAAUGUCUUCUACAUGAUUGUGAUUGGGUUCAUGGCACUCGCACUAAUUUACUGGUACCGGGACUGUGACCCCAUGCUGACUGGUGCCAUCAAGAAAUUUGAUCAGAUACUUCCAUACUACGUAAAGCAAAAUCUCUUGGACCUUCCUGGAUUUUCUGGGUUGUUUCUAACAGGUGUUGUCAGCGCCGCCACCAGCACCAUUUCUUCCAUUAUUAAUUCGCAAGCGGCUGUCUGUUACGUAGAUGUUGUGUCCCAAUACAAGAAACUCAGUGAUUCGCACGUGACAUUGCUAACAAAAGGCCUUGCAUUUUUGUUCGGAAUUAUGAUGACUGUUUACGCCGUUGUCGUUCCUUACCUUGGUUCGGCAGUCAGGAUAAUCAUGGUGGUUCACAACGGAGCGUCUGGUCCUUUUGUAGGAAUGUUUUUAUUAGCACUGGCGUUUCCAUGGACGAACGGCAAGGGAGUUGUCAUGGCUACAAUACUAACGACGGCCGUACAGUUCUGGCAGAUGUUCGGAAAACUUGCCUAUAAUGUUCAUGCUCCGCGGAUGAAGGUUACGCUUGACUAUUGUCCUAAAAACUUCACAUACGCCAGUAAGCAGAUCCAGAAUUCAACCCUGUUCGACGGGUCAAUUCCCAGACGGGACAUAUUUCCACUCUAUCAGAUGUCUUCGAACUGGAGCGUCCUAGCGACGACGGCCUUUACAGUUCUUCUUGGGAUGUUGAUCAGCUUGCUCACUGGUGGGGCAAAAACGUGGAAGCACAAUAUCCACCUGACAAGCCACAUUUUCCUUCGACUGUGGAGUAAACUGAAUCUCCUUCCUUGUGAUAUUGAGAAACAAUCCAUGGAAGAACCACUCAAUGAAGGUCCCAUGAGGCGCAAUAUCGUACUAGGUCAGCCCCUUCUUGAAAAAGACUCUGCCGCAUAA
Ixodes scapularis (black-legged tick) is the source of this 1770-nucleotide messenger RNA. Its product is annotated as sodium-coupled monocarboxylate transporter 2. Lineage: Eukaryota; Metazoa; Arthropoda; Arachnida; Ixodida; Ixodidae. The record is from RefSeq and is a predicted model, not a curated record. Gene Ontology annotation, molecular function: symporter activity. Gene Ontology annotation, biological process: transmembrane transport; sodium ion transport. The coding region runs from base 1 to 1770 and encodes 589 amino acids. The transcript has 15 exons. Gene Ontology annotation, cellular component: membrane.